ACGCGGUGUUUUUCAAUUCACAUUGUGGACUCGAUGAUAAUCAUGGUAGAAAGCGUAAAGAGCAAGAGGACGCGACAUACGAAGAAGAAAUUGAACAAGAUAAGCGCUGUACAUCUAUCAAGGAAGCAGUAAAGUUUGCAAAGAUGAAUAAUCUUUUGGGAGUCAUUUUUGAGGCCACAUUAUUGGUUCAUGUUCCAUCAUUAAUAACUAAUGUUAAGCAAGCCGGAUUAAUAUUAACUACAUUUGGAUCGGCGAAUAAUGAUCCUCAUAAUAUUCGAAUCCAAGAAAAAUACGGGGUUGAUGCUAUGGUGAUUGAUGGUGUCAUCAAAUACAAUGCACGAUAA
This is a messenger RNA of Racocetra persica, 344 nucleotides long. The record is from the annotation of a GenBank genome assembly. Lineage: Eukaryota; Fungi; Glomeromycota; Glomeromycetes; Diversisporales; Gigasporaceae.